AUGCCUGCAUCAAAUUAUCGCCUGGUUGAGCCACACCCUUCCGUGCCCCAUGCCGGUCGUCCAGCCGUCUAUACCGGCCGAGGUGGAUGUGGGAAUGUUGUCAAUCUAAAGAACACCAAGACCACCGACUCGCGCAGCGCAACCGGUCCCGCCUCACUAGCUCGUCUCGACUCGCGCGUGUCAUCAACCUUCACCUCUGGCCGCGGUGGUGCCGGGAACGUCCACAACAGCACUGAGCGUGCCAUCUUCAGCUUCGAUGAAGAACUCGAACGUGAUCUGCGCCAAGCCGCCCCCAUCUACCACGUCGGACGUGGUGGUGCCGGAAACACCAUGUACCGCGACGACUGCAGCAAUUCCAGCUUGAGUCGGAAGCACUCGGCUGCCAGCACGGCUUCCAAUUCCAGCACUGGAUCCGUGGCGGAUCGUGCCCGUGACUUGGCCCGUCGUGGUCUUGAGAUGAGUUGGGGCAAGCUGAGGGGUACUGCCUAA
This is a messenger RNA of Penicillium digitatum Pd1, 489 nucleotides long. Its product is annotated as DUF3602 domain-containing protein. The record is from RefSeq and is a predicted model, not a curated record. Lineage: Eukaryota; Fungi; Ascomycota; Eurotiomycetes; Eurotiales; Aspergillaceae.